AUGGCACAUAACACAAUCAGUGGAAUAAUUUAUGAAACAUUGGAUAUAGGAGCAUAUGGAAAACAGAGUGAUAGUGGUGUAUUUGCUGAGUCUAAUAUAUAUAAAUACCUAGAAACAAAUUCCUUUAAUGUACCACCCAACAGACCACUUCCAAAUACAAAUAUUCCAAUACCUUUUGUUUUAUUAGGAGAUCAAGGAUAUCCACUAAAAGAAUAUUUGAUGCGUCCAUAUCCAUGGACCUCAAAUUUGGAUCCAGAAAAAGAAAUUUUCUACUAUCGUCUUAGUCGAGCCAGACGUAUGAUAGAAUGUACAUUUGGUAUAUUAGUAUCAAAGUGGAGGUGUCUAAAAACGAAACUCCAAAUAAAUGAAGAUCACGUAGACACAAUAAUUAAAUGUAUCUGUUUAUUACAUAACAUAAUUAUCGAUCAGGAAGGGGUUGAUGAUACGCUAUUUGUAAAUAUUCAUCAAACCAAUACAGAAAUUGAAAUAUCAAGACGAAACAAUCGCUCUAAAACUGUAGCGUAUGCAAUACGUGAUAAAUUCAAAGAGUAUUUUAAUAAUAUUGGAGCUGUUCAUUUUCAAAAUUCCUAA
Messenger RNA from Macrosiphum euphorbiae (potato aphid), 591 nucleotides. NCBI's taxonomy places the organism in Eukaryota, Metazoa, Arthropoda, Insecta, Hemiptera, Aphididae. The record is from the annotation of a GenBank genome assembly.